Messenger RNA from Aquila chrysaetos chrysaetos, 1137 nucleotides. It is a transcript of the gene AIMP1, whose product is annotated as aminoacyl tRNA synthetase complex interacting multifunctional protein 1. NCBI's taxonomy places the organism in Eukaryota, Metazoa, Chordata, Aves, Accipitriformes, Accipitridae. The transcript is spliced from 7 exons. Gene Ontology annotation, molecular function: tRNA binding. The record is from RefSeq and is a predicted model, not a curated record. The coding region runs from base 92 to 1048 and encodes 318 amino acids.
UCUUAUAAACCUCAGGCGCUCGCACGGGCAGCCUGGAGGAGAGGGUCCUUUUUCCCUUAGCGGAUGAAGGUGUGUGGCGGCGGCUCAGUUCAUGUUUUUAGCCCGUUUCUUGGUAAAGAUGGCAGCCAACAAUGUAGUGCUGAACAGACUGGAGCAGAAGGGUGCAGAGGCCGAUCAAGUUAUUGAAUACCUCAAGCAACAAGUUGCACUGCUCAAGGAGAAAGCUAUCUUGCAGGCAUCUCUCCGAGAAGAGAAGAAGCUCCGUGUGGAAAAUGCUAAACUGAAGAAAGAAAUUGAAGGGCUGAAACAGGAGCUGAUUCAAGCAGAAAUUAGAAAUGGAGUAAAACAGAUUGCAGUUCCUCCUGGUACAAGCAUUUCUACAGCUUCGUUUUCAGAUGAUGUUCCACAACCUACAGCAGUUGCAUCAUCUCCUGGUUCCAAAGAUCAAAUUAAAGGUGAAGAUGAAGAAAAGAAAAAGAACGAAAAAGUAGAAAAAAAAGGUGAAAAGAAGGAGAAGAAACAGCAGCCAGCUGCUGGAAGUAUUGAUGCAAAACCUGUAGAUGUUUCUCGUCUGGAUCUUCGUGUUGGCUGCAUUAUUACUGCUGGAAAGCAUCCGGAUGCAGACUCUCUGUAUGUUGAAGAAGUGGAUGUUGGUGAAGCAAGCCCAAGGACUGUUGUCAGCGGUUUAGUGAAACAUGUUCCUCUGGAUCAGAUGCAGAAUCGGAUGGCGAUACUACUCUGUAACUUAAAGCCUGCAAAGAUGAGAGGAGUAGUAUCUCAAGCAAUGGUGAUGUGUGCCAGCUCCCCAGAAAAAGUGGAAAUUCUGGCUCCCCCACCCGGGGCAGUACCUGGGGAUAGAAUCACUUUUGAAGGUUUUCCUGGAGAUCCUGAGAAGGAGCUUAAUCCGAAGAAGAAGAUUUGGGAGCAAAUCCAACCUGAUCUUCAUACCAAUGACCAGUGUGUUGCUACGUACAAAGGAGUUCCAUUUGAAGUAAAAGGGAAAGGAGUCUGCAGGGCAGAGACCAUGGCAAACAGUGGAAUUAAAUAAAUAAAUGGUUAUUAGAAGCUUUUUCAGAUGUUGAAAUGGAAAGUAACGCAAGCAUAAUAAAAAACCAUCAAUGUAUUACCCCUCCGAAA